This is a messenger RNA of Cygnus olor (mute swan), 4169 nucleotides long. It is a transcript of the gene RUFY2, whose product is annotated as RUN and FYVE domain containing 2. Gene Ontology annotation, cellular component: cytoplasm. The record is from RefSeq and is a predicted model, not a curated record. Gene Ontology annotation, molecular function: metal ion binding. The coding region runs from base 74 to 1387 and encodes 437 amino acids. NCBI's taxonomy places the organism in Eukaryota, Metazoa, Chordata, Aves, Anseriformes, Anatidae. The transcript has 13 exons.
CAGCGGCGGGGCGGGCGGAGCGGCGGGGCUCGCAGGGAGCGGCCGGGGCGGCGGCGCCUCCUCCUCUCCGGCUAUGGCUGUAAAAGAUCCUACAGCUGUAGAGAGGGCAAAUUUACUGAACAUGGCUAAAUUAAGUAUCAAAGGACUCAUUGAAUCAGCUUUGAGCUUUGGCCGCACUCUGGAUUCUGACUACCCUCCUUUGCAGCAGUUCUUUGUUGUCAUGGAACACUGCCUGAAGCAUGGCCUUAAAGUAAGAAAAUCCUUUCUAAGCUACAAUAAAACCAUCUGGGGUCCUCUGGAACUUGUGGAGAAAUUAUAUCCAGAAGCUGAGGAAAUAGCAGCAAGUGUCAGAGAUUUGCCUGGCCUCAAAACACCACUGGGCCGUGCCCGGGCCUGGUUACGGUUGGCACUAAUGCAGAAGAAAAUGGCUGACUAUCUUCGCUGUUUAAUCAUUCAGAGAGAUCUUCUCAGUGAGUUUUAUGAGUAUCAUGCGCUAAUGAUGGAGGAAGAAGGAGCAGUUAUUGUUGGAUUGUUAGUUGGGUUGAAUGUAAUAGACGCUAACCUGUGUGUAAAGGGCGAAGACCUAGAUUCACAAGUUGGGGUGAUCGAUUUCUCCAUGUAUUUAAAGAGUGAUGAUGACAUUGGGGGAAAGGAGAGAAAUGUUCAGAUUGCUGCAAUUUUGGACCAAAAGAAUUAUGUUGAAGAACUAAACAGACAACUGAAUAGCACAGUUAGCAGUCUACAUGCAAGAGUUGAUUCAUUAGAGAAAUCAAAUACUAAACUGAUUGAAGAGUUAGCAAUAGCCAAAAACAAUAUAAUUAAACUUCAGGAAGAAAACCAUCAAUUAAGGAGUGAAAAUACUCUGAUUUUAAUGAAAACACAGCAUCAUCUAGAGGUAACUAAAGUGGAUGUUGAAGCAGAACUUCAGACAUACAAACACUCCAGGCAGGGUUUAGAUGAAAUGUACAAUGAAGCACGUAGACAGCUUCGAGAAGAAUCACAGCUUCGACAAGAUAUGGAGAAUGAGCUAGUAGUUCAAGUUAGCAUGAAACAUGAGAUAGAACUUGCCAUGAAGUUACUGGAGAAGGACAUCCAUGAGAAGCAGGAUACACUCAUAGGCCUUCGACAGCAGCUUGAUGAAGUUAAAGCGAUUAACAUGGAAAUGUACCAAAAGCUGCAGGUCUCUGAAGAUGCUAUGAAAGAAAAGAAUGAAAUAAUUGGUCGCUUAGAGGAUAAGACCAAUCAAAUUAAUGCAACUAUGAAACAACUAGAACAAAGUGACAAAGAUCUGUUAACUCAAACUAGGACUAUUGCAAUGUCAUUCGUCAAAUGUGCCAGCCAUGAAGCUCAGCACCAGUAUAAACUUGUCAAAGAUAUAUCAUUCUGAAAGCUCCUCCUGAUCUGUUGUGUUUAAAUAAUUACUGAUAAAAUACAACUUAAGCAUUGUAAAAUAACAAUUUUACAUAUAAAGUGGUAUUAGAAAUCCUGCACUAUAACUGAUCAUAGCUGGGUUCUAUUUCGUUUUCUGAAAGAACAUCAUCUCUGAUCUCACUUUGCCCCUCUUUGAAAAAAAAAGAGAGAGAGAAAGUAAAUUAUUGCACUAUUAUUAAGCAAAUGUAAGAUAGUUUUCUAAUGCUAUUUAAUCACUUCUUAAUUGUGAAAGUUUAUUUUAAAAGGUUAGCUAUCUUCAUUUUGACUGUACGUAUUUAUGACAUUUGUUGCUAAUCUAGCCAUUUUCCUGUUGUUUGCAGUACUAAAAGAUUUAAAAAGUAGCCCUUCUGACUAAUAUUUCCCUUCUCCCCUGCUUCUUUCUUUCACUUUUAGGCUGUAUUUAUCCCAAAAGCAUGCUCUCUGAUUUUUUUUUUUGGUUGUAACUAGCACUGUUUUCUUGAACAGCAUGAGCAGGAGAUUUGGGGAAGGGGGGUGAGUGCUGUUUCAGAAUAGUAUGUUUAAAAAAGGGGGGACGUGUAAAAAUAUAUGUUGAGUACAUACAGUUGACGAAUUUGAGGGUUUGGGGAUAAAACAGCUAAAGCACAAUUCCAUUCUGCUGAUGUGACAGAGGGUAAAACAUUUUCACAGAGGUACAUUGUGUUUGGAGCCUGGACUUAGGCAGGGCUCCAGAAAGGGAGGGCAGCGUGCUCCAGCACAUUUUGUAGCUGUAGCUCCUGCCGAGGAUAGCUACAGUGGAAGCUGUAGCAGUAGAUAGGAUUUACAUUUCAGACACAGAUCCUGAACUUGUCUAACUUGUUUUUAAGCUGAGUUUCUUGCAGGUCGUUGUAAUCCUAACCUGUGGUUUUGCCCAACCCCUUUUCCCUCUCUCCACCCGUCACUAGGCAGUCUUUACAAAUCAUAUCUCUGCUUUGAGUUGCUGCUUGCCUGCACUGCUGAAAUAAGGGAGUUCUAGCUGCUGACUGCCCUUCGUGCUCUUCUCGCUGUUUCCCCUGAAGUGUGGAAGGGGAGUUGACUGGGAAAAGAAUCAGCAGGAGGGAAUGUGUUUGCAGAAGUGGGGGCAAGACACCAUAAUUCAAGAAGGGUUUCUUACUUUGUGAUUAUAUAUCUUAUUCCUUGGUUUGGAACCAGCAAGAGCCUUUAAAGUGAGCUGGCUACUAAAAAAAAAAAAAAAAAUCUUCCAUCCUUGAAGAAAACCCAAAACAGAAACAAUGAAGAAACCCAAAACAGAAACAAUGAAGAAACAAGGUAGACCAUAGCAGAAAUGGGAGCAUUAACGAUCUCAUAGUCAAUUAAUGUGAACAAGUAUCUGCCUCAGUAUCAUCUGAAUCUCAAAUCCUGCUGUGAACUCAGUCAAACUCAGCAUUUGUCUGAAUUACAGCUGUGCUGUUGGCCUUGGUGCUAGUCUAGAGGAUGGUGCUGUAGCCUGGGUUGGCUAGCAUGUUUCUUGGGUUACAAGCUGCCUUUCUACCUUGGCUGUGGAAACUGCAUGGCAGUUUAAUUUGUAAUUUAGAGAGGGUUUUAACUUGCCAUGUCUUUUCCUGUCUUGUGUAACUUGAUUCGGUCUUUUGCCCAGUAAAUUGACCCUGCUUUUUCCAAGUAUUCUCCGUUCCACGCAUCUGCUUUGGCCCCUCUGUGCACUACCUCUGCAAAUGUGACAGGGAACACACUUACAACAACUGGUAUAGUUGAGUGAGAUAGUACAUACUUCAGAAAGUAUUUUAGUUCCAGUCUUUUAUCACUUGUUUACUGGUAGCUUUUGGAAAUUCCCACUGGUGCAACUUCAUCAGUGGAAGCACAAAUGUAGAUGUAUUGUUGACUUAAUUUCUUUUUAGCUGGGAGAUGAGAGUUACUCUUCAUUCAGCUAGAGAAUUGUCAAAUAAAGCACAGCAAGAGAGUUAUCACAGAUUUCUUCCACCUCUUACCUGAGCUGGCACUUGAAACAUGUUUGUUAAACCAGACGCAGCAGGUGGGGGCAUUCAGUGGUAUUUUACAGGCCUUUUUACUCUCCUGCCUUUUCAUCAAGACAGGUGUAGCCACAAUAGCACAAGUUCCAUCUCGACACCUUUAUUUUUGGUUACGUUACAUCCAUCUUUUUUUUGGACUUGCAGAGGUGGUCAAGCAGAGAGGAACCACAAGGAGCUAAUGGAUUCCAAGGGGAGCUGUAGCUGAAGCAGAAACAAACCCCUAGAAUUCAGAAAGGAAAGAUUAAAUUCAAAAGAACAACAAUCCCUCCCUUCAUGAUUAAUCAGUUUUAUUUAUUUUGUCUGUAGUAUGGAGCUAUUUAAACCACUGUAAGAAUGUAUUAUUUUUAAUACAGAUUAUUUAAGUUAAUUACUAAUGUGAUGUAGUUGAGAUAGUUCUCUAAAUGUAGUAGGACCUGUCAGGGUGUGUCUCGUAUUAGGCUAGUUAAGUGUUUUGCUGUCUGAUUGCAGUGCUCUGUAUUCAGCCUUAUGCUUGAAUUGUUUUAAGCUGCUUUUGCACAACACAUGUUCUGCCCUCUCUUAAUGGGUGAUUAGUACAAGCCAAGUACUUUUGCAGGGUUUAUUUUAAAAAAGAUGAGAAAAAAGGAAAAAAAAAGCUUCUAAAAAUAACACAGGAACAUUAUACUAGAGUAAAAAAAACAAAACAUAAAGGUAUAUGCUUCAAUUCUAAAAUGUAUCAUCAUGCUUUGGCAUCUGUUAUUGAUGAGCAUAAAAUAAAAAAACUGAUUACUUACA